CGGUAAAAUCUGCAUACCUUAAAAAGUAGAAUCCCCUUGAAUGAAAUCAUUGUCACCCAAUGCCUCGUGUUCACGAGGUUCGCCGAGGCGCUUGUCGUCAUAGGCGUGAGGAUCACAAGCAUUUGAAUUGACCCUUUUUAUAUACGUAUAUAUAUCCAUAUAUACGCGGCACCCUUAUUCUGUUACUUGUCUUGGCCUAGUUUACUUUUUAUUUACUCCUUUAUCUAAUUCUAACCCUUUCCCUUCUGCUUUCUGAGUGUAUACACAUCAGAGUCAAACAGCAUCUUCUUAACUCUUCACCCGUAUACUACAAGUUGAGCACUAGAGCAAAGAUCAUCGUGAGAGCGCGUCGGUGGCUCGAGUCUUCUUGCCGAAAAACGGCAAGAGAUCUUCGACACCAAAGUCUACUUCGUCAUCGUCUUAAAAUCACGCCUUGCUUAAAAGCUUGCAACUUUCUUCUCUUCCUAGGAUAAUCGGACAUAAGUCUAUUAGCUGAUAUUGGUAAACGAGAAGACCAUUUCUCGUGGGUACCGAUCGCCAUGACCCUGGAUUUUCCCUGGAUCUACCCUGUUCGGGUUGUCCAAGUAAUAUUUGCGAUCAUCAUCCUUGGGUUGACUGCAUACAUUGUCAGCGUGUACAAUAAUGAUACUGUCAACUUCAUGCUUUUCAACAGUAUAUGGACGGCUUUCUUCGCGACUCCGUACCUUGCUCUUGCACCCGUGCACUUUCCACAUCUCGCACAUCGUUUGAUUAUCCCGGCCGUGGAAGUAAUUACCAUGAUCUUCUGGUUUGCAGGGUUCAUUGCAUUGGGCGUUUUACUUCCUGCUCCUAGGUUUUGUCACUGGAGCGCCUGCAACUGCGCCCAGGCAGCCACGGUGUUCGGGGCAUUCGAGUGGGCCUUAUUCGUGGCCACAAGUGUGAUAGCUGUUCUGUGUGCAUUUCGAAGCAGGCCAAGCACUACUAGUACGAAGCCUGCCCCCCAAACUACUGCCCACAUUGGCGUCUAAGUGGAAUGUAGUGGUGGCACCAUGAACUGCCCCUUAGGCGUUUCCUAGUUGAUAGUACUUCACGAAGAACGACAUUUAGGCUUACCGAUGCUAUUAUGUACACUGUAUAUUACGUUGCGGCAUCGGCGACCCCUCCCGGAUUGAUUUGAUGUUAAUGAUAAUGUUAAUGCUGGAUAUAAAAGGUCAGAAAAAGGUGAGGCAGAGGAAGUAGUUAAUGUUAAUUUGAAAUCUCUAUACUUAGUAUAAGCGCGGAGGCUCAGAGAAAAUUGGCUCUAAUUAUAUCAAAUGACAUCGCCAUGGUUACACUUAAAUAAGUAUAGUAUGGGUACAUCGUAGCAGUGUUCUGGUAUCAGGAAAGUGCUAACACAUAUGUGAUGAAAUAUCUUUUGAUUGAAAUGUAGGUUUAUAGAAUAGGGCUGCUGGCUUUUCC
Messenger RNA from Aspergillus alliaceus, 1437 nucleotides. RefSeq names its product MARVEL domain-containing protein. Gene Ontology annotation, cellular component: membrane. Lineage: Eukaryota; Fungi; Ascomycota; Eurotiomycetes; Eurotiales; Aspergillaceae. Bases 540 to 1007 code for a protein of 155 amino acids. The transcript has 3 exons. The record is from RefSeq and is a predicted model, not a curated record.